Molecule: messenger RNA, 1362 nt
Organism: Ilyonectria robusta
Lineage: Eukaryota; Fungi; Ascomycota; Sordariomycetes; Hypocreales; Nectriaceae
Product: pectin lyase fold/virulence factor
Exons: 7
Coding region: 1-1362 (453 amino acids)
Biological process (GO): carbohydrate metabolic process
Molecular function (GO): polygalacturonase activity
Source: RefSeq, a predicted model, not a curated record
AUGCUUGGUCAAUCGCUCCUCUAUUUCCUUGUCGCCUGUGAUCUGGUGUCGUCCGUGUUAGCAGCACGACACAGCAUCCCGAAACGGCCACACCUGGUACCUUCCCCGUACAAUGCCGGGAAAGCCCUGCCAUAUUCUCCUCCGAGACACAAGGGCCGAUACUGCUAUGUGAAGCCCACACGUGGGAGCAACAAGGAUGAUGCCGCUCCCAUUCUUAAGGCGUUCAAAAAGUGCAACCACGGAGGAACAGUGGUGAUGGACGAUAGCUACCUUAUUGCCUCGCCUUUGGACCUCACCUUCCUGAAGCACAUUGACGUCGUCAUCACCGGAGAAAUUGACUUCAAGGAUGAUGUGUAUUACUGGGCCGACAACAGCUUCAAGUUCCCGUUUCAGAACCAGUCCGUCUUCUGGAAAUUUGGCGGGAAGGAUAUCAACAUCUAUGGCGACCUGAGCAACGACAAGUCUGUCAUUGAUGGUCGGGGUGAAGUUUACUGGAAGGAGCUGUUGACCAACAAGACUCUACUUCGGCCCAUGCUCUUCGCCUUCGACGGAGUGGAGGGAGCCACCAUGUCAAAUCUGCGAAUGCGAAAUCCUCCAAACUGGUUCAACCUCAUCGCCAACAGCACCGAUGUCCUGGUUACUGACAUGCACCUAAAAGCCUCCAGUGCGAAUGGAACCAAGGUAGCAAACUCGGAUGGCUGGGACACCUACCGUGCCGACCGAGUUGUUAUUCAGAACUCGAGGAUUGACAACACAGACGACUGUGUUUCAUUCAAGCCCAACAGCACCAACGUUGUCAUCCAGAACCUGGUCUGCAAUGGAUCUCAUGGAAUCAGUGUCGGGUCCCUAGGCCAAUACAAGGGCGUCACCGAUAUCGUGGAAAACCUCUACGUCUACAACAUUUCCAUGUCCAACGCCAGCGAUGGUACCAGAAUCAAGGUCUGGCCUGGAAUUGAGACCGAUUUCCAAGCUACACUCAACGGUGGCGGUGGACUCGGGUGGGUGCGAAACGUCACGUACGAUAUGUUCUAUCACGAGAACAACGACAAUGCGAUCACAAUCACGCAAUGCUAUGGACAGAAGAAUCAGACUCUCUGCAACGAAUUCCCAGCAAACUUGACAAUCGAGGAUGUGGUGAUGAAGAACAUGUGGGGAACUACGUCUAAAAAAUACGACCCCCGAGCGGGCACUCUCAUUUGCAGUGCAGCAGACCGAUGCAGCAACAUUCAGGCCGAGAACAUUACCGUCACGGUUCCCAGUGGAGAGCCAGCGGAGUAUGAGUGUGUUAAUCUGGAUAAUUCGUUGCUCGACAUCCCUUGCACAGAUCCCGAAUCAAGUGAUCGAGACACAUCUCAGGGCUAG